Messenger RNA from Culicoides brevitarsis, 870 nucleotides. RefSeq names its product trypsin-3-like. The record is from RefSeq and is a predicted model, not a curated record. The coding region runs from base 1 to 753 and encodes 250 amino acids. Lineage: Eukaryota; Metazoa; Arthropoda; Insecta; Diptera; Ceratopogonidae. Gene Ontology annotation, molecular function: serine-type endopeptidase activity. The transcript has a single exon. Gene Ontology annotation, biological process: proteolysis.
AUGAUUAAAGUGCUGUUUUUGACCUGCUGCGUCGUGAGCUUGGCGUUUGCGAACCCCUUGUCAAAUCCUCUUUUCAAUCCACGCAACCGUAUUGUAGGAGGAACUGAAGUUGAAAUCGAAGACUUUCCCUAUCAAAUUGCCUUGCUUGCAUGGGGCGGUCAAAUCUGUGGCGGCGCAAUUGUAAACGAAGACACAAUUAUCACAGCUGCUCAUUGCUCGCAAUAUGGAGUCAGCUCAUACAGCAUUCGUGCAGGUUCAAAAUCGCAAUACACAGGAGGUAUUGUCAUUGAUGUUUCAAAUGUCUUCAUUCAUGAACGAUACAGUUCAUCUACUUUCGACAAUGACGUUGCCAUCAUGAAGCUCUCCAAACCAUUGACCUUUUCGUCACAAAUUCAACCUAUCAGAUUGGCACAAAAGGGAUACGUUAUUCCCGAUGGUACGUAUGUCACCGUUAGCGGAUGGGGAGAUAUUGCAUCUGGCGCUGGACAAUACCCUGAGUUCUUGCGUGCUGUAGAUGUACCUGUUGUGAAUCAAAAGGUUUGUGAUGCCGCAUAUGGUGGCAUUACCGAACGCAUGAUUUGCGCCGGCAUCAAGAGCAAAGAUUCGUGUCAAGGAGACUCUGGCGGUCCAUUGGUAUACAAUGGUUACCAUAUUGGCGUCGUUUCUUUCGGAUAUGGAUGCGCCUUCGAAGGUUAUCCAGGAGUAUAUUCACGCACUUCCGAAUUGCGUGAAUUCAUCGAUAAACAUACGUAAAUAAAAAGAUAUAUUUUGUUAUCGAAAAAUUGUGUUAUGUCUUCUUCUUUAUCAAUGGGCUUUUCCGAGGGCAUCUUAUCUUAUCACAUCAAUUAACAGGAUUAACGUAUCCGUUAG